ACGAAACAUUUAUCCAGGUGGUGUAAAAAGUCAAUUGUACAAAUACAGCGAGGCAAAAGGUUGUGCUGUAAAUAUUUGCGCGUAAACUUUAAAGUCAAAAAAUAAUAGGCUCCGGUAAUAAUGAAAAAAUUGGAAAAUUGUAAACCAACCCCAUCCUUUAAAUGGUCUCCUCCAUCAAGUCUCUUAGGGUGGGUGGUUUGGGGUUUGGGUUUUUUUUUUUUUUUUUUUGGUGAGCAAUCCAAUCCACCAUUAUUAUCGAUCACCGGACUGGAAAUUAAAUGAAGCACAGAGGUGAUAAUCACGGCGGAGCUUCGUCGUCGUCAAUGGAGAACUUGAUGGGCCUUCUCCGGAUUCAUAUCCAGAGAGGCGUGAACUUGGCCAUUAGAGACAUCUCCACCAGCGACCCUUACGUCGUCGUUCGCCUGGCCAAACAGAAGUUGAAGACCAGAGUGGUGAAGAACAAUGUGAAUCCCGAGUGGAACGAAGACCUCACUCUCUCCGUUUCCGACCCUAAUCUCCCCGUCAAAUUGCAAGUGUACGACAAGGACACAUUCAGUAUGGAUGACAAAAUGGGUGACGCAGAGUUUGACGUCAAGCCAUUGAUGGAAGCUGUAAAGAUGGACAUGCGCGACACCCCGAGCGGGAGUGUAAUAACUAAGGUGAAACCGAGCAGAGAGAAUUGCCUCGCGAAGGAGAGUGGCAUAGUAUGGGAGAACGGUAAGGUUGUGCAGAAGAUGGUGCUUGGGCUGAAGAAUGUUGAGUGCGGCGAGUUGGAGCUCGAGUUGCAAUGGGUACCCAUUCAUCCACCUUCCUAAUUAGGGUCACUACCCAAUGCCACUCCUCAUGUUAAUGAGAUUUGAAUUGUGUACUAUACCUUAAUUGGUAUCAUAGUUAUCUGUUGUGUAUGUAACUCUUAACAUAUUACGGAGUAAUAUGGUGUUACCGUUAAUGUCGUUGCGAUUCUGUAUUGUUUUUGUGGUGAAUGUAAUAUGAUUAUAUGAGUUCUAUAACAAAAAUGUGUUCAAGUG
Molecule: messenger RNA, 1028 nt
Organism: Cuscuta campestris
Lineage: Eukaryota; Viridiplantae; Streptophyta; Magnoliopsida; Solanales; Convolvulaceae
Source: the annotation of a GenBank genome assembly